Messenger RNA from Melanotaenia boesemani (Boeseman's rainbowfish), 7389 nucleotides. RefSeq names its product SH3 and multiple ankyrin repeat domains 3a (gene shank3a). Gene Ontology annotation, molecular function: ionotropic glutamate receptor binding; synaptic receptor adaptor activity. Bases 396 to 6392 code for a protein of 1998 amino acids. Lineage: Eukaryota; Metazoa; Chordata; Actinopteri; Atheriniformes; Melanotaeniidae. The transcript has 25 exons. The record is from RefSeq and is a predicted model, not a curated record. Gene Ontology annotation, cellular component: postsynaptic membrane; dendritic spine; postsynaptic density.
UAAACCCGCUUAUUCCAGUGCAGUGUCAUGGGUGGGGCUGGAGCCUAUCCCAGCAGCUACAAGGCGAGAGGCAGGGUGAAUCUUGGACAGGUCACCAGGCUCAGCAGUGAGUGUUACACUCACUCCUGGGGAGAAUUUAUAGUGACCAUUUAAACUAACAUGCAUGUCAUUGGAUGGUGGGUGGAAGCCAGAGUACCCUGAGUACCUGAAGAACCCACGCGUAGAGAGAAUGUGCAAAAUAUUCAAGGCGAGCGAUGCAUGCUGCAAACGGUGUGUGCGUGUAGUGUGAGUAAGAACCAUCGGUGUAUGCGUGUGCUUGUGCGUGUGGGUGUGUGUGUGUGCGUGUGUGUGUGUGGAGAGAGAGAGAGACAUAGACUGAGCCGCUAACACGGAGCAUGCCUCUACGUCCGGCAGCCGGCAAACAUGAGCCACCCAGCUCUCCACGGCAGGACCAGGAGCAGCAGCAUACACACUCACACACACUCACACACCCUUACACACACGCACCAAACGGCAGCCAGGGGGCCAGCACUGACAGCAGCAGCUCCCGGGAAGAGGACAGCGGUGUUCCCGUUCCUCACGGUGUUACGGCUUUCCGUCCCGGUGCAGAGCAUAGCUACAGUGCAGGAGCACCCAUGGAGGAGCCGACAGGCAACACUGUGGUCAUCCGCAUUGGAAUCCCAGACCUACAACAGACGAAAUGUUUGAAAUUCAAUGUGGAUGCUCCAAUCUGGCUGUCCAAGCAGCGAAUCCUGUGUACUCUAAACCAGAGCCUCAAGGAUGUACUCAACUAUGGCCUAUUCCAGCCAGCUUACAAUGGCAGGGCUGGCAAGUUUCUGGAUGAGGAGAGACAGCUAAGGGAAUACCCCUUCCCAUCCAUUGCUCCUGUACCUUACCUGGAGUUUCGUUACAAAAGACGUGUCUACACUCAGACCUACUUGGAUGAAAAGCAGUUGUCUAAGCUCCACACCAAGGCUAACUUGAAGAAGUUCAUGGAAUAUGUGCAGCAGAGGAACAUCGAAAAGGCCUCAAGGUUCCUUGAAAAAGGCCUGGACCCUAACUUCCAUGAUCCAGACACAGGAGAGUGUCCACUAACCCUGGCAGCACAGUUGGAGGGAUGUGCAGACCUCAUCAAAGUGCUAAAGAGUGGAGGGGCACAUCUGGACUUCAGAACAAAGGAUGGCAUUACAGCCCUGCACAAGGCCGUGCGCAGCAAGAACCACACAGCGCUUAUAACUCUGCUGGACUUGGGUGCAUCACCUGACUACAAAGACAGUAGGGGACUGACUCCUCUCUACCACAGUUCAAUGGUAGGAGGGGACCCCUACUGCUGUGAGCUGCUGCUGCAUGAUCACGCGCAGGUGGGCUGCAUGGAUGAGAAUGGCUGGCAGGAGAUACACCAGGCAUGCCGCUAUGGCCAUGUGCAGCACUUGGAGCACCUGCUCUUCUAUGGAGCUGACAUGAGCGCCCAGAAUGCAUCUGGAAACACCGCCCUCCAUGUGUGUGCUCUCUACAACCAGGAUAGCUGUGCACGAGUUCUUCUGUUCCGGGGGGCCAAUAAAGAAAUAAAGAACUACAACAGCCAAACUGCUUUUCAGGUGGCAAUUAUCGCUGGAAACUUUGAUCUGGCAGAAAUCAUUAAGGUCCACAAAGCAUCCGAUGUUGUGCCUUUCAGGGAGACCCCCUCCUAUACCAAUCGUAGACGCGUGACAACUGGCCCCCUGCCCUCACCACGAUCGUUGCUACGCUCUGCGAGUGACAACAACUUGAACGGUGACCACGAUCACAUCCACAGUCACCCCCCUCGACAAGGCCGUGGCCGUCAGGGUCACUCCCCUGUCCCCUCACUGCGCAGCCUUCCAGCUUUUGGGCAACAGCAAAGCAGCCUUGGAGAAGUAAGAAAAUUUGGAAAGAGUCGUCAUGGAGAGAUCCCUGACAGCAGUCUCCAGAGCACUGGCAGCUCCAGAUCCUCCCAUUCCCGCUCACCUUCUCUACAUCACAUGCACGAAGAGGACAAACCGGUCCCCAGACGGUCACACAGUCACGGUUACCCUUAUGGACAUGGACCUCGAGGGAGACUCAGCCCCGGCUCAGUGCAGCGAGAUCCAAGCCCACCUCAUCACACCCCCCCAGCACUGACAGGCCCCCGUGGGCCCAAACGGAAACUCUACAGUGCUGUCCCAGGACGUACGUUCAUUGUGGUCAAGCCCUAUACGCCACAGGGGGACGGAGAGAUCCAACUAAACCGUGGAGAACGGGUCAAAGUGUUGAGUAUCGGAGAAGGAGGAUUCUGGGAAGGCACAGUCAAAGGGAGGACAGGCUGGUUUCCAGCAGACUGUGUGGAAGAAGUUCAGAUGAGACAGUAUGACCCACGGCUAGAGACUCGGGAGGACCGCAAUAAAAGACUGUUCAGACACUACACUGUGGGAUCUUACGACAACUUCACCUCAUACAGCGACUACAUCAUAGAGGAGAAGAAUGCUGUUUUACAGAAGAAAGAAAAUGAGGGCUUUGGUUUUGUCCUUCGGGGAGCUAAAGCCGAAACUCCCAUUGAAGAGUUCACUCCCACCCCAGCGUUUCCUGCCCUGCAGUAUUUGGAGUCUGUGGACGUGGAGGGAGUGGCCUGGAGGGCUGGUCUCAGAACAGGCGACUUUCUCAUUGAGGUAAAUGGCGUGAAUGUAGUCAAGGUGGGCCAUAAGCAGGUGGUGUCCUUGAUCCGGCAAGGGGGCAACAGGCUGCUGAUGAAGGUGGUUUCUGUCACGCGGAAGCCUGAGUCUGAGGAAGUUGUCCGUAAGAAAGCUCCCCCACCACCUAAGAGAGCUCCCAGCACUACCCUGACAUUGCGCUCAAAGUCCAUGACCGCUGAGCUGGAGGAACUGGCUUCUGCUCGUCGGAGAAGAGGAGAGAGACUAGAUGAGAUGUUGGCAUCGCAGGAAUCUAUGUUGCGUUCUCAACCCUCGGAGGCAGAUUACAGAGCAGCCACUGUCAAACAACGGCCUACCAGCAGGAGAAUAACACCAGCAGAGAUCAGUUCAUUGUUUGAGAGACAAGGAAUGACUCUACAUGGAGCUCUGCACCCAGGGAUCGAGAGAGGUCACAUACCACUACCAAAGGGCAUGUCCAGGACCAAGUCUUUUGCUCACUCUAAAUCACCAGCUGAUCUCUGCUCGUCACCCCCCUCAUCAGGUGCCACAGAGGAGGAUCGGCUGUCUGCCCUUGCAGGCGAGCACAGAUUUCCCCGCAGUUCUUCGAUGACCGACAGCCUCCGAGAGCAUUCACAACCCCAUCCUAUCCCUCCACCUCCUCAAACCGCACCUCCACCUCCUCCCUACUACCUGGACACUGGUCCUCCCCCAGCUUUCUGCCCUCCUCCACCCCCAUCUAGGACCCAGAGUCAGGGCCAUGAGCCUGGAGGACGUUCCAGCUUCAAGCCAUCCUCCUUGGACCUGCCUUAUGAGGCCGCUCAGCGGCAGGCCACACAAAUUGAGAGACAAAAGAAAGCACGCUCAAUGAUCAUCCUGCAGGACUCCUCCCACCUACCUGUAGAACCUACAGAAAUUCCACGUCCCUCUGCUGCUAUUCCACCUGAGCGAAUCAAAAGAAAGGGUAGGGUAAUUGACAACCCUUACGCAAAUGUGGGUCAAUUCAGCAUUGGCCUGUAUACACCUACUAAGCCCCAAAGGAAGAAAAGUCCCCUGGUGAAACAGCUACAGGUAGAAGAUGCACAAGAAAAGGCUAGUUUGGCCUUAGCUGCUGCCCACUCACGAGAGAGCUCACCCUCAGGACGACAUCCACUAACCCAUGGGCAUACACACACCAGCCGUGCCGACUAUUACCAGCAGCAGCUGAUGGCUGAGCGUGAGCGUAUACGUGCCCAGGGAGAGAUGAUACUUCAGGGUAAGGGCCCCUUUGCUGCUGCAAUCGCUGGAGCAGUAAAAGAUCGUGAGCGUCGCCUAGAAGAUCGGAGGAAAUCCACUGUCUUCCUUUCUGUUGGGACCAUGGAGGGGACAUCUGCAACUAGCCCUGAUUCCCCCUCUCUGACUCAGUCUCACUCCAUAGAUGAACGGAUGCUGACCCGAGAGCUGGGACAGCUCCCCCCCCCUGCCUUGACUCUGAGCCCCUCACCUAGUGGGACCACUUUUAUUCAUCCACUUACAGGAAAGCCUCUCGACCCAAAUUCACCACUGGCUCUUGCGCUGGCCGCAAGGGAGAGGGCACUAACCUCCCAGAGUCAGUCUCCUACUAGCAGCCCAGAGCCUCGGACUAAACUAGAGCGAGUAGGCCAGGGUGUAGUAUUCAUUGAUACUCAGACCAAAGAGUCUCCACAUGGGGAUGGGGCAACUACAUCUCCUCCCUUUUCACCGAAAAGCGCCAAGGCAGCUGGGUAUGGAGCUGGAUCCUCCCCAGCACCUAUUUUAGCUCCUCAGCCCACCAAACCACAAUGGGUCACAUCACCAUCACUUAUAUCAUUCCGCCAAGAGAUGGAAGCUAGAAUAGAGGAAAGGAAAGAGGAAAAGAGGCUAGAGGAUAAAAAAAGUAUGUUGAUAAGUAUUAUGGAUACAUCACAGCAGAAGACAGCAGGGCUAAUAAUGGUUCAUGCUACCAGUAAUGGUCAGGAUGUUGAGGUGGGUUCAGAGCAAGAACAAGCACCUGUGCCUGCAUCUGUAGAGCCCAGUAAAUCACCAAGCCCGCGGGCUAAACCCCCCAGUCCCACUGUGUCCCAGCCCCAGGCCCAACUCCAGACCCAACCCCAGGUCCUGCCGCAAACUCAGCGUCCUGCCAGUCCUGCACAAGAGAAGAGUCUGGCUCAGGGAAGUUCGGAGGAGGAUGUGGAUCCAUACACAGUCACCUUGCCCCCUGCCAUGUUAUCCUCCAGUGAUGAAGAAACAAGAGAGGAGCUACGAAAGAUUGGAGUCGUUCCACCACCAGAUGAGUUUUCAAAUGGGCUGCAGGCACAGGCACAGGGGACACCAGCCCCCCCUGCCAAACCUGUCACCUCUCCUGCCACCCCAACAACACCAACAACCCAAACUCCCUCAACUUCAAUUACUCCAACUGUGACCCCCACCCAACUUCAGCCUCCCCAGCCCCCACCUCCACCCACUACAGCAGCUGUCUCAGGGAAGCCCUCUGAUCCUCUGGAGCCCCCACCGGUGGGCGAGUCUGGCUCUGCGGCUGACUCAGGUGUGGAGGAGGCUGACACACGCAGCUCUAGCGAGAGAGAGCGAGAUCACCACCUCGAGACCACCAGCACCGUCUCCACAGUUUCCAGCAUGUCUACAUUGUCCUCAGAAAGCGGCGAGCCUGCUGACACUCACACCACGCACACCUCCUAUGCUGACGGGCAGACUUUUGUGCUCGACAAGCCGCCAGUGCCUCCUAAGCCCCGUCUCAAGUCCCAGAUAGGAGGCAGUAAAGGCCCUGUCACCUUCAGGGACCCUCUGCUAAAACAGAGCUCUGACAGUGAGCUGCUAUCGCAACAACAGGCUGCUGCCCUGGCUGCUGCUGCAGCUGGAGGAGCUGGGCUCCCUGCAGGUGGUUCUGCCUCAGUGACUGGUCUCGCUUCCACUAAGCCACGCUACCUCUUUCAGCGGAGGUCCAAGCUGUGGGGGGACCCAGUGGAGCCUCGAGGACCGGGGUUGGGGCUAGGUAUUGGGAGUUUGGGCAAUCUUGGUGGGCUUGGACUUGGGCUGGGUGCAGAUGAGGGUGCAAAACCAUCUGUUAUGGGAGAACUAAGUUCACGUCUACAGCAGCUAAAUAAAGACACUAGGUCUCUGGGUGAGGAGCCGCUGGGAGCAUCACUUGACCCAGGGAGGAAGUCACCUGUGGCAGGUGCCAGACUUUUCAGCAGCCUAGGCGAGCUCCACACUAUUUCUCAGAGAAGCUAUGGAACCACAUACACCAUCCGCCCUGGUAGCCGUUACCCUGUCACCCGGCGCACCCCUAGCCCAGGCUCACCUGAUCGAGGCGACCCCCUAGGACGAUUCUCAGGCUUCGGUCUGCCCACCUCACCGACCACACCUCCUCAAACCAUCCUUAAGUCAUCUAGUCUCAGCUUACCGCAGGAGCCUAAAGAGGUGCGCUUUGUAAUGAGGAGCUCCAGCGCCCGCUCCCGCUCCCCUUCCCCUUCCCAUUCUCCUGGGUUAGGCUCACCACUUUUAGCCCUCCGGCCCUUUCACCAAAAGCCCCUACAUCUUUGGAACAAGUACGACGUUGGAGAUUGGCUGGAGAGUAUCAAUCUGGGGGAGCACAGAGCGGGGUUUCAGGAACAUGAAAUUGAAGGCUCUCACCUCCCCGCUCUAACCAAGGAUGACUUUGCAGAGCUGGGAGUGACACGAGUUGGACACCGCAUGAACAUUGAACGAGCACUUAAACAGCUGCUGGAGAGCUGACCCCUGCCCUGAGACAGAGCAACAGACAUGAAGACAGACUGAUGCAGAGCUGAUAAAAAUAAGAAAAACAAUAAGGAUGUUCCUCUUUUACUUCAGCUGCUUUUAUGUUGAGUAUUAAAAAUGUUCACCUGUGGUCCAUAGCGAAACUUAAAACCCUGCACUUGGCAUUGAACAGAAAAAGAUGAGAUAAUAAUUAACCCCUCACCCUCUGCUCAGCCCUUACUGUAUGGUCUACCAUCAUGCCUGCAGCCAAUUAGAUCAGACCUCAGUAUAAUCAAUGGUAUUUCUUUGCUGAGCAGAACUGCAUGAGCUCCAGUUACAUCAUUUGGUUUGUGAGAAGUUGAGUUGUUUCCUCAGUAACACCCUCAUUUUCUCACUAUUUUCUCUCUACCUCCCCCCUCCCCCCCUUGUAUUAGGCCUCCAAAAGCCUUCAGCAGUUUGAGUAAAGGAGGAGGAAGCGGUUUGGUUCCAAGCAUAAAGCUCAGUUGCCUUUAAAAGUAAAAAAUAUAAAAAUAUUUAUACAAAAAUCAACAAUGAUGAACACAAAGCUAUGGAAAUAGCCCUGACACAACUCUGAAAAGGUGUGUCUUCUGUAUACCCGCUGUUAUUUUUAAACCGAAGACUUUAGAGCCCAGAGGUGGAGCUCCACAAAGUAAACAAUAGGAGAAAACCCCUCUGCCUUGGUACCCAGACUGUGCUAUCUAUUAUAUUUGGAGAAUGUUUAACCAACACUCGUGGCUUUUUUCAUAAUCAAUUUUUUUGGUUUUCCAAAGGGAAUAUUAUAUAAAUAGGUAUUAUAUAAAUUAAUAUAUAUGUAUCUAAAUAUAGCUUUCAGAAGAAAAGACAAUGUUGCAAGACAAAAUGUAAUAAAUGAAUUUGCGCCUGUUUUUGAUUUUUAGAAUAGAAAGCAGAGAGAAAUCUUUAAAUCUAUUCAUUUGAUAGUUUAUUCUUUUCUACCUGUUAUAAACACACACACACAUUUAUAUAUGUGUAUAUA